AUGGGUCAGCUCCUCUCACAUCCUUUGACGGAGAAGACCAUAGAGUGUAAUGAUUAUAAAGAGAUCGUUCAGGCUUACAAUUCAGUCGGAGAUGCAGCGUUCGCCAAUGGUAAGACGAGGUUGCCUCGCUUCUAUAACUGUGUGGGGACAAUGCAAGGUUAUAGAUUGACUCAAGAGGAUGCACAUCUUGUAGUUAAUGAGGAUAAAACCAUUCGUGUUAAAUUUUUCAAUCCCUUUAAAAACUCAACAGAAGAACUAACAAUGAGUAUAUUUGCACUUUUUGAUGGUCAUGGUGGUGAUGAUUGUUCCAAUUUCUUAAGCGGCGGACGUCAUAAUAAUGGUAAUCCCAGAAACAAAGGCAUAGCAAAAUGGAUAGCGUAUAGUUUCGAAAGGCAUGCAUAUGGAGCUUACGUGAAAGUUAAAAAUGGUGAAGAUGACAAGGGAGCAAACCCUGAGUACAAAAUUAGCCCGCCUAAUUCAAAGAAAGCGUUUAAAACCAUGCAAGGGCUAGUGAUGCAGAUUUUAAAGGACGCCUUUUUCCUGCAAGAUCAAGAAUUGUAUCAGUAUUUCGCUAACAGUUCGUGUGGAUCCACUGCUGUAGCAGCUGUUAUAAUCAAUUUUGAAGAUUUGUAUGUGAUAAACAGCGGUGAUUCGCGAUGCAUAUUGUCCUCAAAAUCACUAGGUGUAAAGACGAUGUCAUUCGACCAUAAACCCCAGCAUAUUGGUGAAUUGCUUCGUAUUAACGAUAACGGCGGAACGGUCUCGCUAGGUAGAGUGGGUGGUGUACUUGCGCUGAGUAGAGCAUUUGGGGAUUUCCAAUUCAAAAGAGGAGUUUACUACAGUAAUAAUAAGUAUAAUGGGUACAAAAUGAGGCAAUCAUCAGGAAUCCCACCUCAGGAAUCUCAAGUAACCGUGGAGCCGGACGUACUGAUGCAUAAGAUAGAUUACAACAGAGAUGAGUUUUUGGUACUCGCAUGUGACGGAAUAUGGGACAUUUACAGUAAUAAACAAUUGGUACAAUUUAUUAAAUAUCAUCUAACACUGGGCGUUAGUCUGGACGGAAUUGUUGCCAAAAUUUUAGAUCAUGGGAUAGCGCAGGCAAAUAGCAAUACGGGCGUUGGUUUUGACAAUAUGACCGUGAUAAUUUUGGUUCUUAAUAAGUCCAAUGAAACCUUACAAGACUGGUGUACGAAGAUGAAAUUCCGGUUAGAACGUGAAAGAGGACUUAGUUGA
Molecule: messenger RNA, 1233 nt
Organism: Zygosaccharomyces rouxii
Lineage: Eukaryota; Fungi; Ascomycota; Saccharomycetes; Saccharomycetales; Saccharomycetaceae
Gene: PTC4
Product: type 2C protein phosphatase PTC4
Exons: 1
Coding region: 1-1233 (410 amino acids)
Biological process (GO): protein dephosphorylation
Molecular function (GO): cation binding; protein serine/threonine phosphatase activity
Source: RefSeq, a predicted model, not a curated record